Colletotrichum phormii is the source of this 444-nucleotide messenger RNA. Its product is annotated as histone-fold-containing protein. The transcript is spliced from 3 exons. Bases 1 to 444 code for a protein of 147 amino acids. The record is from RefSeq and is a predicted model, not a curated record. Lineage: Eukaryota; Fungi; Ascomycota; Sordariomycetes; Glomerellales; Glomerellaceae. Gene Ontology annotation, molecular function: structural constituent of chromatin; protein heterodimerization activity; DNA binding. Gene Ontology annotation, cellular component: nucleosome.
AUGGCAGAUUCCGACGCCCACACUCCCUCCCCUGCUCCCAGCAUCGGUCCUCGCAUCGGUCCUCGCACCCCCCCCACUAGCCAACGCCGCCCUAUCACUGUUGGUAAGACGCAACGCCAACGACGCUUCAAGCCUGGCGUGGCUGCUCUCCGAGAGAUCCGGAAGAUACAGCAAUCGACGAGGUUCUGCCUCCAGAAGACCCCCUUCCAGCGACUGGUCCGAGAGGUUACCCAGAACACCAAGCAUGCCGAGCAUGAAGGCGGCCUUCGUAUUCAAGCAAGCGCAUUAGAGGCGCUCCAGGCUGCGUCUGAGGAUUUAUUGACGUCUGUUUUUGAGAUGUCGAACUUGGCUGCUAUCCAUGCCAAACGUGUCACCAUCCAGCAAAAGGAUAUGGUCCUGGUGAAGAAUAUCCUCACGAUAGGAGACCACCUUGGUACAGCCUAG